AAAGCCCUCUCGCCUGCCCCUCGCCGCUCGCUCAGCUCCUCCUCUUGAGUCCAACCCGCCGCGUGUCUCAUUCAUCGGCAGCAUCGCAGGCUGGUGGCUCGCGGCGCUGCCGGGUUGCUUCGCGGAGGGCUGCAAACUCCACUUGAGCGGGCGAAUCUUUUGAAGAGAUGCACAGCUGAGCGCGGACGCAGGAGGAGGAGGGAGGAGGAGGAGGGAAAGGUCUCCCGCGCCAUGUCCUUGCCUCCUAUCGCGCCGCCACCUUCUGCCGCCCCCCGACUGCAGUCGAGGAAGCAACACCAGCCGUCGCCGCCCGUGGCGGCUCCUAGAAAGCCGAUGGCGGUGCUGGCGACGGCCCCUCUAGCUCCGGGCAAGCCCCCUCGGAAAGGGCGCGGCGUGCCUUCAGAGCGACCCGCCGGCUUCUCCAGUUCCUGGCCCAACGCCUCUCUGCAGAAGCAGCUGCCGCGCAGCAGAGCGGCCCAAGGGAGCAGGACCGCCCCGCCGCCUGAAGGAGGGGCGGCGGCAGCGGCAGCGGCAGCCGCCUUAGGCGCUGCCUCGUCUCGCAGCCGGGGCCGCUCGGGGCCGCCAGCCGCGGGCACGCGCUCCUGCGAGAGCCUCUGCGCGGCGCCAGGAGGCCGCGGGGAGGCUUCGCUGCGCUUCUCGCUCAGCCUUCCCCCGGAGGCGAUCCGGGUCCUACAGCGCCGAAGCCUGGAGAAGCAGCGGCCGCGAGGGCGGGUGGCCCGCUUCGCUUCCCCCGACGCCUCCAGGUGUCCUCUGGCGGGAGGCUCGUCGCCCGAGGGGGACUUGCGCGCCGUGCUGCAGGUGUCCCUGCUGAACGAACGCCACCGCUACGACGACGUGGAGUACGAGGAGGAGGAGGCGGCGGGCGACCCCGGCGCCUUUACGGCGGAUGAAGGGCUGGUCCGCAAGUGCACCGAGUGGCUCCGUGGGGUGGAAAGCGCCGCUGCCCGGGAUCGGGCGAACAAGAUGGACACCCUGCCUCACUUGAGCACCCUUUGAGCGGCCAGCUACCGGCUCCUCAGCCUUUCAUAGCCAGCGUGGCCCUUCGGCAAGGGCGCCCUUCCGCAAAAGCAUCGUUUGCGAACAAAAAUUCUUACCAUUCCGUUUCCCGGUUGCUUUCUAGUUUAUUCCUGCGAAAAACCUCACUUUAUCCUUGUGGGUUGUACUGUACGGUACUGUAGCGGAUUUGUCCUCUGUCGGCUCUGGCUCUUUCCUGGGGAGGUGGGUGUGGCUUUCUUUUUGUGCCUUUCCUCAACCACGGACGAAAGCCCUGCCAUUCUAUCACCGGUUGCUAAGGAAGCAAGGUGGCCUCACCAGGUCCAACAGUAGCGUUAUGUAAAAUGCACUUCUAAGGGAUUAUGACGCUCCACUCAACACCAUCUCUUUGCCGAUGGCACAUGGGAAAGGUGCUUACCAUGGUCCCCAGGAUGAUAAGUGUCAAAUAUGUCUGCCAGAAAAGCCCAUUCACUUGGCUGGAAGUCUGCUUCACUUCUAAAUGGAUUCUUUAUCCAGCAUUUAAAAAAUCCUGUCAUUUCAUAAUGUUAAGGAAAAAGAGACAGGAGUGCAACUUGUGUAUUAGUCUUUGCUAAGCUAGUAUAAUUUUUUGAAUAUGAAAGAUGAGAAUGGUGAAAGAAGUUUGAUGCCUCAGUGUAUAGGUUUUACUAAAACCAGCCAAAUAUGAGUGCUCAAUUCUUUCAUCUGUCACCUUGUUAUAACACAGUGAUUAAUUUUAAUAGUCUUUGUAAAGAUUGAGGAUUUAGUGUAAUCUGAAUGUGUUCCAAAUAUGUUUGGAACAGGUUCACCUUACUGAAAAAUGCAUUCUGAGAUCCAGGGGAGGCAAAGGAAGACUCAAGAAACUUUCUUCAUGGUUUAUUUCAACUUUCAGGGUGUGCCCUGAGGGUGACUGUGGAGUUUAUGAAUUCACUUUCAUUCUACACAACAGAGAUAAAAAGAAACACUCUGUCUCUGUUCAAAGUGUUCUGAAUGAAAAUAUUUUUUUUAUUAGUACUUUGUAAAUAGAGAAUAGCACAGUGAUUUUGUAAAUCUGUAACAUUUCUAUUUAUUUGAAUAAACAGUAAAAUUU
Molecule: messenger RNA, 2101 nt
Organism: Python bivittatus (Burmese python)
Lineage: Eukaryota; Metazoa; Chordata; Lepidosauria; Squamata; Pythonidae
Gene: PRR18
Product: proline rich 18
Source: RefSeq, a predicted model, not a curated record